CUUGCUCACUGCCAUGAUCGAUGGAGACAUACUACUACUCUCAGUUUAAUCAUGCGGUUGUUCGUGUGGCUUUAUUCGAUGAUGUGAUGAACGCUGCCGCCAUCAGGUCUCGUAUUGUUCAAGCCGCUAGAAAUCUCGGUGUUGAUGGGAAUACUGAACGUGAAGCUGUCAACUUCGCCUUCAUUGAUGCACGCCUGAUAUCAAGCCCACUUCACCUCCAGACAGCAAUCUAUCAGGCGCUUUUGUCAGAGGCGCAGGGUCAACUUCGGACUAAAACUGUCCACUCAGAGAUACUAUGGGCACUGAACCCCACCAAUAAUAUCACUGAAGCCAUCCGACGAUAUGGGGUAUCGGAUGAGUCGACCACACUCAUUGUUGUCCGUGUAGAUGUCUCAGAUACCCCUGAUCUACAGCGUCGCAUGUGCGACGUUAUCCAAGGGUGUAUGGUUCCUUUUCAAGCGCUAGUUAAAAUGACGGAUUGGUCAAUUAUCAAAAAGCAUUAUAAAUUGGAUUCGGAGUCGGCCUUGAAAGAGGUGCAAGGGAACCUAGAUCGUGAGCGUUCCAUCAUCGACAAUAUCGUUGUAAGUUCGGUAGCGAUGAAGAAUGUUAUGGCAUGAAUUUGAUUACUGGUGACAUCCAGCAAUCAUCCAUAUCACUCA
Suillus fuscotomentosus is the source of this 659-nucleotide messenger RNA. Its product is annotated as CGI-121-domain-containing protein. The coding region runs from base 21 to 617 and encodes 198 amino acids. Gene Ontology annotation, cellular component: cytosol; nucleus; EKC/KEOPS complex. Gene Ontology annotation, biological process: telomere maintenance via recombination; tRNA threonylcarbamoyladenosine modification. The record is from RefSeq and is a predicted model, not a curated record. The transcript is spliced from 4 exons. Lineage: Eukaryota; Fungi; Basidiomycota; Agaricomycetes; Boletales; Suillaceae.